UGGAACAGGCAAACAAGGUGGGAGUGGCUUGAGAAAGCCCCAAAGAAGAUCCCUCCCCUGAUUGGAACAGCCUGCAGCUGGAGAGAGACAACAAGAGCUCAGCUGAACAACCUGUGAGAUCUGAAGAGUGGUUUCAGAACAAAGAUGGCAGCUUGGCCGACGCUGUUGUUGACAUUUGGAGCCUCUUUAGGAUUCUUAAAGAUCUCCACAGCUCUUGGGUUUAACACUCAAGCUCCUCUCGAUAUGGCUCCAAACGCUGUUGACGACAUGUACGAUGGCUGCAAAGAUAAGAUGGAGAACAGAGUGAAGAAGGAGUACCUCCUGAACGAGAGGAACAAAGACAAAAACUUCACCCUGGCCUGGAGUGAAGCCGAGAAAUACUACAACAAAAAGUGGAAGCGUCACAAAGGAAGACGACCCUCCUCCUCCUCUCUGGGGAAGGAACAGGUCAUGGCUAUCUAUGCCUACAGCCUCGACAAGCCACAAGUCUAUCUGGAGUUCAACGAUGCAGUGAGGACACAGAAAUCUGAGUACAAGACCACAUUCAGGUAUCACUCGCUGCACUAUUUCCUCACAGACGCACUCCAAACCCUCAACGCUCGAAAACCUGCAGAGGACAGGUGUCUGACCGGCUACAGGAGAGUCAAUGGCUACUUCAGACAAGAUGUCCUCAACAAGCCGGUCCGAUUCGGCUCCUUCACCUCCAGCUCCAUGGGUUGGUACCCCAGCUCGCAGAGGUUUGGCGACAAGUCGUGCUUUGAGGUGGUCACAUGCUUUGGAGCGGAUGUGUCGCUGUACUCAAAGCUGGGAGAGGCGGAGAGAGAAGCCCUGAUCCCUCCGUAUGAGGUCUUCAAAGUCACGAGGGUCGAGAGGAGAUCGGAGCAGAAGAGUCUACCAUGUGAGGUGGUGUAUAGACUGAAGAGCAUGGGAAAGACUCUGUCCAAUUUGAAUUGUGCUCUUUUUUUGAAAUAAUAAUGGAGAAAACCUUGAUGAGAAUUUGACUUACUAUUAUGAUGCAGAUUUUUUGUUUUGCCAAAGUCUGGGGGAGAGAUGAAUGUCCUACGUCACGCUAAAACUGUCACUUAAAAAAUAAAUGCAAACUACAUUUUU
Messenger RNA from Notolabrus celidotus (New Zealand spotty), 1110 nucleotides. RefSeq names its product NAD(P)(+)--arginine ADP-ribosyltransferase 1-like. The coding region runs from base 145 to 972 and encodes 275 amino acids. Lineage: Eukaryota; Metazoa; Chordata; Actinopteri; Labriformes; Labridae. The transcript is spliced from 3 exons. The record is from RefSeq and is a predicted model, not a curated record. Gene Ontology annotation, molecular function: NAD+-protein-arginine ADP-ribosyltransferase activity; NAD+ poly-ADP-ribosyltransferase activity.